CACCUGAAAAAUAUAUAAUAACGCAUUUAUUCCUGUUCUCUGAAAACAAUUGUUACCAAGCUACCACGCGUUCGAAUAUGCCGCCAUGAGCGACAAAUGUGUGCAAUGGAGAACGCAUCAACCGUUCGACGACGAAAAUGGCAACACGAGGAACGCACCAAACGACCGCACGAAUAAACGAGACCGUGCGCGUCCGCGGCACGUCCACGUGACACUGCUCGAUCCGAUCGCGAUUUAAAUCGCGCAGCUUCGUGCAGCAUCGCCUCUCGCGGCGGUCGCAACGUGUUGUCGACACGUUACUCCGUCAACGGUUUUACGCUCGUAGUCGCGUCGAUACUCGUUUUCGCAGAUAACACUGAUGAGAUAAUUUACCUUGCACUCGACUUCACGUCAGCGUACUUCAUGCAAUGCUACUUCGCGAGUGUCUCGUCCGUGGAGGCCUCCGCAACGGGGCACGAGUCGUUGCAUCGUGCGCGGCCCGUUACGUCGCUACUAGCCCCUGUUCGAGCUGUCUGACGAGCGAUCGAAGAAGCAAGACCAUCUGCGCCUUAUCCUCCGGACAGGGAAAAUGCGGCGUGGCGGUGGUAAGAGUAUCAGGAGGUCGGUCCAUGGAGACACUGAAAAGGAUGGCGAAUAUAUCGAAGUUAGAACCAAGGAAAGCUUUCCUGCGGAAGAUACGCGAUCCUGAAACAAGAGAGAUCAUUGACAACGGGCUUUGCCUCUGGUUUCCUGGUCCGCACUCGUUCACCGGCGAGGAUUCCGUCGAGUUCCACGUGCACGGCGGUCCGGCGAUCCUCACGCGGCUGAUGCAGGCUCUGGAGAAGCUAGAGGUGCACCCAGCGCUGCCGGGCGAGUUUACCAGACGCGCCUUCUACAACUACAAGGUCGACCUGACGGAGGUGGAAGGCCUGGCCGACCUGAUAGAGGCCGAGACCGAGCACCAGAGGAAGCAGGCGUUGCUGCAGGCUGAUGGCAACCUGCGCAAGCUGUACAACGGCUGGCGCGAAGAUCUGGCGCACUGCGCGGCGAGCAUCGAGGCGUACAUCGACUUCGGCGAGGAGGACAACAUCGAGAGCGACGUGGUGCAGAAGGCGCACGGCGCUUUGAGGCGACUGAUGACUCAUCUGCAGGCGCACCUGGCUGACGGUAGACGGGGCGAGAUCCUGCGCAACGGCGUGAGGACCGUGAUCCUCGGUCGGCCGAACGUGGGCAAGAGCAGCCUGCUGAAUCACCUGGUGCAACGGAAUGCGGCCAUCGUCACACCAGUUGCUGGCACCACGAGGGACGUGAUCGAGCUGAGCGCGAACAUCUCGGGCUACCCGGUGCUGAUUGCAGACACCGCGGGCAUCACCGACAACACCGAGGACAUCGUCGAGGCCGAGGGCAUCCGUCGCGCGAGGAACUGCGCCGAGAACGCCGACUUCGUCGUCGUCGUGGUGGAUGCGCUGCAGUGUGCGAGCAGCGGCGUCAAGUACGAGGACUACCUGCGCGAGUACCUGUCGUCCUUGGGAAUACGUGAGCUGUUGGAGAGAAUGGGGAAGGAACGCUUCACCGUGAUAAUGAACAAGGGUGACCUGUUAGGCGAGGAGGAUAAACGGCGCCUGAGCGACGCCGACGCGGUCCUGAUAUCCUGUAAGACGGAAGACGGCUUCCAGAGUCUGCUGCGGUCGCUGACGGAUCGCUUCGCCGACAUAUGCGGCAAUCCGUCCGCGGAGAGUCCGACCAUCAGCCAGGCGAGGCACAGGAAUCACUUGACGCAAUGCCUGGCCCACCUGCACAACUACUUCGAGCUGUGCGCGGGCGAGCAACACGACAUGGCUAUAGCGGCGGAGGAGAUUCGCAGGGCGAUGCGAGAACUCGGGAGGAUAACGGGACACAUCAGCACCGAGGAGCUGAUGGACAUUAUAUUUAAAAACUUUUGUAUCGGUAAAUGAAGCUGCUACUUGUACACAGGAUGUUCUCGUAUUUUCUUAUAACGCUCUAAGAACAUUCUAAGAUGAGGAAUGAAAAGAGAAAGAGAAACUCUGGAAAAUGUGGAGUAUCAAUUUUAAACUUAUUUUCAUUGCAAAAUGAAUAGAAUGGACCUUCAUAAGCAUCGUAUGUUUAUUAACAAUGUUACACGCACAAUCAUACAUAGAACAACCUUUUGCCUGAUUAUAAGAUAUCGAUACCCCACGUGUUACACAGUUAGGGCUCCGUUAUAUGCUUUCAAGUCGUUAUCUGUAUGCCAUGUCCGUGUCAUGUGCUAAUAGAUCGAUUGUAUUGAUGGUUUAUAACCGCGCUCGCUCUCGCGCGAAGAAUAAUUUGACUUAAGAAAGUAACAAAAGCGAAACAAUUCAAUUGAGGAAAGGAGAAAGAAAGAAAAAAA
This is a messenger RNA of Ooceraea biroi (clonal raider ant), 2368 nucleotides long. RefSeq names its product tRNA modification GTPase GTPBP3, mitochondrial. Gene Ontology annotation, molecular function: protein binding; GTP binding; GTPase activity. The record is from RefSeq and is a predicted model, not a curated record. Gene Ontology annotation, biological process: tRNA wobble uridine modification; tRNA methylation. NCBI's taxonomy places the organism in Eukaryota, Metazoa, Arthropoda, Insecta, Hymenoptera, Formicidae. Gene Ontology annotation, cellular component: cytoplasm; mitochondrion.